Molecule: messenger RNA, 4399 nt
Organism: Penaeus chinensis
Lineage: Eukaryota; Metazoa; Arthropoda; Malacostraca; Decapoda; Penaeidae
Biological process (GO): chitin catabolic process; carbohydrate metabolic process
Cellular component (GO): extracellular region
Molecular function (GO): chitin binding; chitinase activity
Source: RefSeq, a predicted model, not a curated record
AGUCAUGGUGGGGAAGGUAGCGUCUCUCCUCGCUCUCGCGGCAAUCGCCCUUAGCGGCGUUGCCAACAGUCACGAGCAAGAGGUGGUGUGUUAUUUGGCAUCGUGGGCAGUGUACCGGCCUGGCAUGGGGACAUUUAACAUCGAAGACGUCGAUCCUUCCCUCUGCACGACGCUCAUCUACUCCUUUGCGGGGUUGAAUGAGACCACCUACACCAUGAUGCUGCUCGACCCGGAGUAUGACAUCAACAAGAAGGCCCUCCAGCGAUUCGUGAAUCUCAAGAGCCUGAACCCGCGGCUGAAGGUGCUCAUAGCGAUCGGCGGCUGGACGGAAGGCUCGACGAAGUACUCUGCAAUGGCGAUGACCAGAGCCUCGCGGAAGAAGUUCAUCGAUUCGGCUGUGGCCUUCAUCCAACACCAUCGCCUCGACGGGCUGGACCUCGACUGGGAGUAUCCUGCUAAUCGAGGAGGAGUUCCUGAGGACAGGGAGAAUUUCGUCUAUCUGGUUAAGGAGCUCCGCGAAGCCUUCCGCCCCUUCGGCUGGAUGCUGACCGCCGCCGUGGCCGCCGGGAAAUCGACCAUCGACACGGCCUAUGACAUCGACGACCUGGCCAGGAACCUCGACUUCCUGCACAUCAUGGCCUACGACUACCAUGGCAAGUGGGACGGGCGGACGGGCCACAAUGCGCCGCUGUACUCGAGGGAGGACGAGCCGGAGGAGGAGAAGAUGCUCAAUGUGGCCUCCACCCUCAAGGUCUAUCUCGACGAAGGAGCACCUCCCGAGAAGCUGGUCCUCGGCGUAGGCUUCUACGGAAGGACCUUCAACUUGCAGGAUCCCCAGGACAACGGCAUAGCGGCGCCCACGCUCACCACCGCCCUCGCUGGCCCCUACACGAAGGAGGAAGGAUUCAUGGGCUAUAACGAGAUCUGCGAGAAACAAACCACGGAGAAGGGCCUGUGGACUCUCGUGUGGCAGAAAACCCACCAAGUGCCCUACAUGAUCCGAGAUAACAUGUGGAUUGGCUUCGACGACCCGAUAUCCAUCAGUCUCAAGGUCGCUUACGCCCAGAAGCUCGGUUUGGGCGGCGUCAUGGCGUGGGCCAUCGACACGGAUGAUUUCAAGGGCGUGUGUUCCGAUAAUAGGAUGAGGUACCCCCUCCUCCGCGCAAUCAACAAAGCCCUUACAGCGAACAUGGAGAACAGGCCUAGCAAGACGACGACCUCUAGGCCUAUCAAACCCAGUCUGGAUGACGAUGACUUCGAUGACAAGUUUGAUGACACCAACACCUUGGACAGCAGGGAACAUGACUCUGGAAGACCAUCUCGUGUCGGAGGCCGUGGAGGCUCUUCUGCUGCCACUCCUGCAGCCACUGUUGUUUACCAGAGCUUUACGAUGCGAGCAAAUAUUGGAUCAUGGCUUCUCAGAGCUUCAACGCCGAAGUCAUGGUUCAAGCGUCCUAUUUGUAACAUCUGUGGUAAUGGCGGUUACCCUGUUCCUGAGUACCUUGUGGCUUCUAAAGGUAUAUCUCUAAAAACUUUUGGAGAAACCACACAUUGGCAGUACCAACUGGACGGGCUGGACCUGGACUGGGAGUACCCCGCCACGCGAGGAGGCGCUCCGGCCGACAGGGACAAUUUCGUCCUCCUGGUUAAGGAACUCAAAGAAGAAUUUUCCAAGUACGGGUGGAGCCUCACCGCCGCCGUGGCAGCCGACAGGAGGAUUGUCGGCGUCGCUUACAACAUCCCUGAACUUAGCCAACAUCUAGACUUCAUGCACAUCGCUUCGUACGAUUACCACGGCAAAUGGGACGGUCGGACGGGCCACACUCGCCCCUUGUACCCGAGGGACGAUGAGAGUGCCGAGGACAAGAUGCGCAACGUGGAAUACACCGUCAAGAUGUACCUCGACGCCGGAGCGCCUCCCGAGAAGGUGGUCCUUGGCGUAGGAUUCUUUGGCCGAUCCUACCUCCUUCAGGAUCCGUCUAGCAACAGCAUCGGCGCGCCCUCACUUCCCUCGGCCUUCGCUGGACCUUAUACGAAGGAGGACGGCUUCCUUGGCUAUAAUGAGAUCUGUGAGAAACAAACCUUGGAGCCAGGACAAUGGACCCUGGUCUGGCAAAAGAGCCACCAAGUUCCCUACAUGUAUCAGAACAACAUGUGGAUAUCCUUUGAUGACGCAAUGUCUAUUGGACUCAAGGUCGCUUUUGCACAGAAACUCGGGCUGGGCGGCAUUAUGGUUUGGUCUGUCGACACGGAUGAUUUCAACGGUACCUGUAGUCAGACUGGGAUGAAAUAUCCUCUCUUAAACGCUGUGAAGAAAGCCUUGUCAUCCCAUACAGCCAUGAGACCUGCUUCAAGCAUCAAUGACAGCAUUUCAGAACACCAGCUUGAACAAGAACCACAAGCUGUUCCCAUUGAUGGCACUGUAUCUGAACUUGAACUCGAACAAGAAACACACGUUGUUCCUGAUAAUACCAGUAUAACUGAACCCGAACUUGAAGGAGAGCCUCAAGCUAUUUCAGUCAACGACAGCAUAUCUGAAAUAACACUUGAACAAGAACCACAUGAUGUCCCAGACAACACCAGUGUCUCUGAACCACAAUUUGAAGAACCACUCAGUGCUCCAGACAAUGCUAGCCUGUCUGAACAAACUCUUGAAGACCCACAAGCUGUUUUCGUCAAUGAAAGUGUGUCUGAAGUAAAACCUGAAGAAUCACAAAGUGUUCCACUAGAAGCCACUGUAUCUGAGAUCAAACCUGCAGAGCCCCAUGAUGUCUCAGUUGAUGGCAGUGUAUUGGCGGUGAAACCUGAAGAAGAACCACAUAAUGUUUCAGUUGAUGGCAUUGUACCUGAGACGAAACCCGAUGAAGCCCAUGCUGUUUCAGUCGACGACAGUGUUCCCGAGGUGAAAGCUGAAGAAGAACCACAUAAUAUUUCAGCUGAUGGCAUUGUAUUUGAGAUCAAACCCGAAGAACCCCAUUCUGUUCCAGUUGACAGCAGUGCACAUGAAAUGAAACCGGAAGAGCCACAUGGUGUUCAUGUUGAUGGCAGUGUGCAUGAAAUUAAAACUGAAGAGCCACAUGGUGUUCAAGUCGAUGGCAGCGUGCAUGAAAUUACACCUGAAGAGCCACAUAGUGUACAAGUCGAUGGCAGUGUGCAUGAAAUUACACCUGAAGAGCCACAUAGUGUACAAGUCGAUGGCAGCGUGCAUGAAAUUACACCUGAAGAGCCACAUAGUGUACAAGUCGAUGGCAGCGUGCAUGAAAUUACACCUGAAGAGCCACAUAGUGUACAAGUCGAUGGCAGCGUGCAUGAAAUUAUACCUUCAGAACCACAUGGUGUUCAAGUCGAUGGCAGCGUGCAUGAAAUUACACCUGAAGAGCCACAUAGUGUACAAGUCGAUGGCAGUGUACAUGAAAUUAAACCUGCAGAGCCACAUGGUGUUCAAGUCGAUGGUAGUGUACAUGAAGAACCAGAGGUUGUUCCCAUUAACAGCAGCACACCUGAGAUGAAACCUGAAGAAGAACUUCACGGUUUUGUGUUUGAGGUUAGACCUGAAGAGCCCCACGGCACCCCAAUCAGCCCCAAGUUCCUGUUGCCUGAGGGAAGAUCCAUUUCCUUCGAAGUUAUUGACACUGAAUCCAUUCUGAAUGGAACAGAGGAGGACCUUACUCGUGUCAUGCAGACGUCGGUUAUGCCUGAAAUGGGUGAACAGAGUACGGUGGAGCCUAUGCCUGAGAUGGAGACUGACAGUUCAACCAUGUUUAUGCCUGAAGUGGAUGAGCACAGUUCCACGACAGCUAUGCCCGACAUGCUCGAACACAGUACAAUGACCUCCAUGCCCGAGAUGUUUGACACGGAGGAGGAAAACAACACGAUGGUCUCAAUGCCUGAAAUGGAAGACAAGAUGACUUCGACCUUAGCCUCAACCGACUUGGAUGACCUGCACAACAUCUCACCCACACCCGAUAUAAAUGACCUGCAGAGUAUAUCAAUCAUCCCUGACCUGCAUGACCACAAACACACGCCAACCCCAACCGAAAAGGGUGUCAUGCACAGCGCUACGACCCAGAAGGAGAUGGAGGUGCACAGUGUUACCAAGCCGACGUUCGAACUUGGUGACAAAUCUGUUGACACGAACACUUUGGAAGAUGUGAAGCAAGCCAACAAAGGAAGAACGCACUACCGCGGCGCGCGAGGGGGCUCGGGCGUGUGCAUUCCCGCGGCGUCUGCCUUGUUGGUGCUCUUAGCGGCGGCGAUGGCUCUGUGCUAACCCGAUCUCCUGCUUAGUUCUAGUGCCUGUAGAUGGCGCUUGUGUGAUAUUAGGCACUUGGUUUUUGAUUGUAAUUAUUGAUUAUUAAUAUUAUUCUAUCUAUAAAUAAAUAUUAUUGGUUGAAAGUGG